AUGACUACGCUCAACAACUGUGAACUCACCGAUACCUCUCGGAAACGCAAGCAAGAAUUUAAUGACCCAAAAUAUCUUACACCAUGGUCUGAUUAUAUGGACUCUAACAGCUUACAACAACCUAGCAUUGACCUCUUCGGCAUGCCUGGUAUUCUCCAAGACAGUGCCAUGACAGAUAUCACUCAAGCUAAUGAUCACUCUCGAAGACACUCAGUAGCUGUAGGUGAACUCAAUUAUCACUCUUUUCCUGUCAAGCAGGAACCUGCAACGACAACUACACCAGAGCAGUGGGACCCUGAUCUCAGUCAACUGUUUGGCUCUUCUCUACCUUCCUCUUGGUCGUCUUCAUCAAGCCAAGGCACUCAUCGUGAACGACCAAAUUCAGUCCAUCGUCGCACACUCACCCUUAUCCCAGACGUCGCUCGGAUUACCCCUGGGCCUAGCACGCCUGUAUUCUUUCCCCCGAAUUUCCUUGAUGCCCUCAACUCAGAAGAAGAAGAACACGACACUUUCCAGGACACCUUUCAAGAUACCUUUCCACUCAACCUUAACAUAGAUCCUCUUGGUCUAUAUGAUCCUAUUUCCAGCUACAUACCACAAACAUUUGUACCUACAGAUGUAGAUGAAAUGACGCACUGGGUACUUAAUGCUUCAAUAAAGCAAGAAGCCCUCACCCCACCACCAAUGCAAUCUUCACCAUCAACAUCACCGUCGCCUCCUAUUCCCUCACUUCAGUCUAUGAGUUAUGCUCAGCAAUCAGAUUCCCUGAAGUCUAGUAUUCAACAUUAUUUGCUACAAAACAGCCCCGAAAAUUGCUACACUGCAAUGCUUUUAACAAGCAAGGUAGCUCAGAAAAGUUAUGGUACUGAAAAGAGAUUUCUAUGUCCACCACCAUCAACUAUCUUGCAAGGUCCAAACUGGUGGACACACAACUGCAAAGCACCUGCAGAUAGUCGUGUUCCAAGUCCUCCUCGGCUGACAGUGCAUGUGUCUGGUGAGGCGGCAUCACAGACAGGCAUACUUGACUGGUACUCUUCUGGAACUAUGCUAGACGCAGAAGGUGCGGGAGCUGCCAUCGCCGCCGAUGACCCAUCGAUGUUGGGUAAAUGUGUCUCGAAACAUCUACACAUCAGCGAUGUUGACGAAAAACGCAAGAGAGUCGAGGUCCAGGUAAAUAUACAACUGUCAAGUGGCUUCAAUCUCGGCAAUUUUUGCAGUCAGAGUAUCAAAGUCAUAUCCAAGCCAUCCAAGAAGCGCCAAAGCGCUCGUAAUAUGGAAUUGUGUAUCCAUCAUGGAACUCCCAUUUCAUUGUUCAACCGUAUCCGUUCUCAAACUGUGUCAACCAAAUAUCUUGGUGUGUCAGCAGGAGAAAAAGAUGUCACUGGCGCAUGCUUUGUAGCCCGGACAGGUUCUUGGGAUCCAUUUAUCAUCUGGAUUGCAGAUACAACCCGUACUCAAGAAACAAACAACCGUCCUCCCCCAGACACACCGGGUAUGCCUCCUCCGCCUGCCAUUGCUCUUCAACUUCAGACAAAUCAACCAACAGCUAUUUUAUACAAUCAAGCAAUUGUAUUACAAUGCGCAACAACUGGUCUUGUUAGCCCAGUAAUGAUAAUCCGUAAAGCAGACCGCGGGAGUCUUGUUCAAGGUGGAAACCGAGUAGCGCGACCAUUAGGAUCAGGAGGCGAAUGCGGCGAUGAAGCGCUUGGAGAUCCAGUGUCCCAGCUCCAUAAGAUAGCCUUUCAAAUCGUCCAUGAUCCUCUUCGCCAAACGGCGCCUAUCGAAAAUUGUCCUGAAUGGUCACUACCCCAAAGUACAGAUCCUAUUACUUACUUGGCCUGUCUGAGUGAAGUGGUCGGGAUGCAUCGCACUACUGCCCCUCGUACUCUUCUUCCUGUAACCGAUCCAGCGUGGCCAUAUGAAUAUGAUCUUUUAUCGUCAGCAGUGUCUCAAGAAAACGGACGUGUGGUCCGAAAGAGACGCGUAUCAUGCGAUGUGACCAAGCCUGUUACUUUGCCCGCCAAAUUCCAAUCUGCAAUGUCGGCAAAGAACCGUCGCCGUGUCAACUCUCUCAAUGAUGCCCUACCUGACACAACUCAGCGCCGAGCUUCUCAAUCAUCUGUGACAGGGAGCAGAAGACCAUCAACCGACUCUCUUCAGGGCAUUAAUGGUGGAUGUUGGACAGAAGAUGUAUCGGACGCAGCAAUUUGGACUAUUGUUGGCACUGAUUGUGCAACUUACACCUUCUGGACACCUUCUCCUCUUGCAAACUCUUCUGACUUACGGCCCGUUACUCCUUUCCCCAGACUUACUCACAAGAUUUGUCGAUCUCUUGAUACCUCUGACAAUCUGGUUCUCUCAGGCGAGGGCCUCUCUGCCAAGCUUUCUGUCUGGCUGGCUGAUAUCCAGCUCAAAACCGAAUAUCACAAAGACACUCUUUCUUGUAUUGUACCCCCAGCCGAAGAACUUGUUAAUAAUCCUUUUGUUGAAUAUUCUGAACACUCAUCCAGACGAUCUCUUCCUUUACUAUUGGUUAGAGACGAUGGUGUUGUCUACAAAACUGAAAGUGUAUAUGAUUUUUGA
Phycomyces blakesleeanus NRRL 1555(-) is the source of this 2583-nucleotide messenger RNA. RefSeq names its product p53-like transcription factor. The record is from RefSeq and is a predicted model, not a curated record. The coding region runs from base 1 to 2583 and encodes 860 amino acids. Gene Ontology annotation, cellular component: nucleus. Lineage: Eukaryota; Fungi; Mucoromycota; Mucoromycetes; Mucorales; Phycomycetaceae. Gene Ontology annotation, biological process: regulation of transcription by RNA polymerase II. Gene Ontology annotation, molecular function: DNA-binding transcription activator activity, RNA polymerase II-specific; RNA polymerase II cis-regulatory region sequence-specific DNA binding. The transcript is spliced from 2 exons.